AUGGCCGAGAACCCUGGAGCUGCACAGCCCUCCUCACAACUUCCUCUUCAGCAGGGUAUGAGCCCAACGCCUUUUGUGGAUGGGGAACAACAAGGACCUGAUUACUCCCGUCUGGAAACCCCGCAACUCCGUGGAGAAGAUGGAAGGCAGCACGAUGCUGCAGCAAGACCCAAUGGCGUGAUGCCUCGAAGUCAGGUGCCAGGGUCUGUUGGAGGUGCGGCAGCAGCGUCUGGAAUAGAUGAAGAUGGGCCGCGAGGGCACGAUCAUGAUCGUGAAGUGCGUGUCAUGACUGGCAGAGCGGACAACCAGAUGAUACAAGAUCCCCUUCAGGGGGAAACCGGACCCGCGUCGUCAGUGCAUGAGUUAACCGCACAUGGGCGCGACGGUACGAUGUUUGACAGGAGCGGCGCCCCGCUCUUUGAGGGGUUCUCCCCUUCGCCUCUACCAGGCCAGAGUCCUAUGACCGUUCCGGCGAGUUCUACGGGGAGGCCUUCGACCUGGUUCACGAGACUGGGCGACUAUAUUCAGAGAAGAGUGGAGGUGACAGCGUGGUCUACGCCGCCACAUGGAGCGACUACACUGCACGGCACGGCAUGGCCACGUCCGGAUGCAGGUGUGAUGAUGAGUUCUUCGACGCACAUGCAGGCUGCAGCUACUCCUCCUGGACGCAAUGCGGAUUCAGUUUCCAGUGGCUCGGCGGGUGUAUCUGCUGAGUUGGUUCAGGCUGAAGUGGCAAGACAGCUGGAAUCGGCUGUGGGAGGCAUUAUGGACCGCCUCCAUCAAGAACGGCAGCGUACCGAGGAAGCAACCUUGGAAGCUCAGCGCCUCAGACAGCAGUUGGAAGUUCAGGAACUACAUGUUCACCGGCUGCGCCAUUCUCUACCUCCAGGGCCUCUUUCGGGGGUUCGGGAAGGAGAUGAGGACCUUCGGCACUGCAAGAUCGUCUGCCACCUCGAGAUACCGAACGUGGCGGGGGUCAUGCUUCUGAAGUUCCAGGUCUUAGUGGGCUUCAAGGGCAACAGCUUCGGGAUGCUUCUUCUUCGGCGGGCUAUGGUGUUGGUAGUGGAGAUGUGUUGGGUGUUCAACCCAGAGUUUCAGCAGAACAAUCACUACCUGGACUAUUUGGACUUGGCAGUGGGGGUAGAGAUGAUCAGGCCACCUUUGCAACCGCCUCCUAUGACUCCCACUCCAAUGCCUCCGUCGUUGUCUGCUGGCCCAGGGAGCGCCGAUUCGAACUUGCUGGCCACGUUGGCAAAGGGCAUCGAGGCACUCUUGGUUCAGCAGCAGUCGACAAAGUCUGACAAGCCAGAAGCUGUGAAGCCUGGAAUCAAUGAGCUACCAGCACUUCCUGAGUACCAGCCGCUGACGGGGUCGAUAGACUUGCUGCACUGGAUAACGCAUAUCGGGCCGAUCAUGGAGGAUCUUUCUGAUACGAGUUCGAUCUGGUGGCAGGCUACGAUGAAGGCGGCGCUCAGUUGGUACGACCGCUACAGUUCUUCGGCUCCUUUGGCAAGGUUGCAGCUGACCCCUGAAGCUUCAAGCGAGCUGCAGCGGCCGGAGUGGGCUCGCGUGGAACGGAGGGCUACGGCGAUGAUGCUCAGUGCAGUGCCCCGCGGAGUACGGGAAGAGGUUAUAGCUCAUGGGCAUGUGUCGUCGCUGUGCUUGUUGUGCAAGCUGUAUGCUGUGUACCAGCCCGGCAACUUGCAGGAGAAGGCCCUGGUGCUCAAGAUGCUGGAGCAGCCGGAUGAGUGCAGCACGGCACUAGGGGCGGUGGAAGGCCUCAGAAAGUGGAGUUUGUGGAGAAAGAGGGCGAUGUCGAUUGGAAUGGCGGAGCCGGAUGCCUCAGUACUCCUGAAGGGCUUGGACAAGAUUACAGGGCCCAUUGUGAGGGCCAACUAUGAGCUCUCGUUCAGAGUGAGUUUGAUCCGGAGCACCUUGCAGGUGGAUGUAAGUCCAAGCGCCACGACGGUGACCACUUUUCUUCAGCACCUCCAGGCGGAGAUGGAACAGCAGGACGGAAGAGGCUGCGUGGCCGAGUACAACCACGACUUCGGCGCCUACGGGCCUCUCGGUCUAAGCGAUGUCUUUGCUGCGGAGGAGUCGGGCACCGAGCGCGAGAGUGUAAGGCACCUGGAGGCGGACAGGCGCGUGAACUUUGAUCCAGGCGAGAUUCAGGCUAAGGUCCUCCAAGUGAUGAACGAGAUCAGCCACCUGCCUGUGUUUGCUCGCGAUGUUCAUGUGCAGUUGGCGGGUGAUGCUGUGACCGCGAUGAAGCAAACGCUGAGUGGAAGCCUGCUUAGCUCGGAGGAACUGGCCCAGGUGAUUGUCCCGCUGGGCAAGGUGAUCUCGAACCUCGGGUACAAGCUCGAUUGGACAGCUGAGCACUGCGUUCUACAUGGUGAAGAUGGAGAGCAGAUCCCCUUGCAGGUGACCAACGGCUGUCCGGAGGUGAGCGAAGCGGUUGCCCAACGGCUUAUCCACCGCUUGGAGACCCAGAAGCUACCGGAGCUUCAGGAGAGUACGCAGGCUUCGGCGAAGAUGUUGAAGAAGCUCAAGGCUAGUUGGUGGGCCUGUAUGGAUGAGUAUGUGAAGAGCGGGGACCUCCUGGAAGCUAAGGCGGCGGUGGACAAGGCCAUCUUCAUUGAGAACAAAGACGUGGUGAAAGAGCGGUUGCUUACCAGGCAGCCUCGACCUGGUGUUUGGGAGCUGAUGAAGGAACUCGCCCUCAACCGGAGGGCCCGGAAGCGCCUACUACGAGCGGAGGCGUGGAUUCUGCGAUGGGACCCUCCUACUGUGGAAAGAUCCAGGGAGGCGGUGAAGCACCUCUCCUUUUUGGGAGGCCAUGUGUACAUCAACAUGAACACUUUGUUGGUGGACAAUGAGUUCGCGGAUGUUUGGAAAGUGAUUCAGUGGGCGGCCUUCAAGGGCAUGAUCAGUGCAAUGGUGGUCAAGGACUGCCCCGGGAGACCGUGGGAUCAGCUUAUGGCACGCCCCCACCGCAGCAAGUUUCUUUUCCUUCAUGCCCUGGCGUCCGUGGCCAGGCAAGCAAAGGGCGGUGGAGCGGUCCGGAUGUAUGUCGAGGAUCUGGAUCGAAAGAACAAAGCUUGUGGAUGUUCUUCUGAGGAUGGGAAGUCAGGAUGGCCAGCGUGGUCGCAACAGAAGGACGUUGAGGAGUACAUGAGUGAGAUGGGUUUGGUGGACGUGUCCAUACAACGCUUCACUGGUGAACGCCAUGUACGAUUGGCCAAGAUGAGCAGUGACGCGGCUUGGAGACUUCAUGUGGCCCGGAACCACCAGCCUUUUCGGAGAGAUUGUGCGGUUUGUGUUCGAAAUAGUGCAGCUGGGCAUCAGCACCGCGCUACGGCGCAUCCGAUGGCCUAUAGCCUGAGUGUGGACGUUGUGGGUCCUCUCAAGGGAUACGGUCGCUCUCCGGAUGGAAAGUUUUUCAAGUACUUUGUCAUCGGUGCCUUCAGGAUUCCUAAGGUUGAUGGCGGCCAUGGUCAUGGUGAAGUUCAAGGCUAUCCUCUACCACCCGGUGAUCCAGAUGAGGAGGAGCAAUGGCUCUCUGAGGACGAAGGAGAUCCUGGAGGUGAUGGCGGAGAGGCCGGAGGCGUAACUCCCGAUGAUGUUGAAGAUGAAAAGAAGAAGUGGGAGGACCUCAAGGCUACGUUCAAAGAGCCCAUUCAAACAACCACCCUCUACUUUGCGAUCCCGGUGAACAACAAGAAGGCCGCAACAAUGCUUCCUGCGGUCCAGAGGAUCGUGGCGGAUGUGAAAUCCCUGGGCUUCCCGGUCACCCGUAUGCAUUCUGAUCGUGGUGGUGAAUUCAGGGGCCAUCUGGUGAGAAAGUGGGCGUUGGCACAAGGGAUGUGGCCUACUACGACUUCGGGGUCAGAUUCGGCUGCAAACGGUGUGGCGGAGUCAGGUGUCCGAUACCUGAAAAGGAGAGCCAGGAUUCUUCUUGAUGGUUCCCAUGUUUCCAAGGAAAACUGGCCCACGGCGGUCCAGUAUGCGGCGGCACAACAAAGAGCCGAAGCCCUUGGGAGCCUGCCUUCAAUGCCGGUCGCCUAUGGGACCAAGGUGUAUGUCAAGACAAAGCGGUACAAGACUGGCGCGGUGGAGGACUUCGGUCCUCAUUGGACCCAAGGGCGCUAUGUGGGCCCAUCCACGGAUAUCAGGGGCGGGCACGUCAUCUUGAAAAGCUCUGGGACGUUCAUCCAAACCACACAUGUGCGAGUGACCCGAGAUCCUCCAGCCCUAGAUGAGGUUGCCCCCACCGUGAUUGUGGAGUCUGAUCACGAUGAUCCUCCUGGUGAGGAACCUCCUCUACCACCUCCUCUACUACCACCACCUGCCCAUCGGAUGAGGUCGAAAGGACCUAGUGCGGCCCGGUUGGAUGGCUUCUACGAGGACUUCGAGGACUAUGGCACCAUCAAAUGCGACGAGAGUUCGUUUGAGGAGGAGACGCACGGGAUCAAGUACCUCCGGGUCGGGGAGAUUGAGUAUGUUGAGGGUGUGGCAAGAAGGAUGUGCGAGAGAGGGACCUUUACGGAGCGCGAGUCGGCCAAGUUGCUGUCGCUCUUUGCUGGCACGUGUGGAAAUCUUAAGGUUCCAAGGGCUCCCGCGGGCACCGGAAUGAUCCUUGGCGCCUUUGUUCACGGAGGUUCAUUUGGCGUGACGCGGUAUGGACGUGAUCUCCCAUGGGUGACCCAGUUCUUCAAUGCCUUCAUGAUGAAGAAGAUUCGGAAAAAUUGGCCCACACUGGCGUGUUCAUGGACUACUUUGGCAAUCCAGGCGGCAACGGAGAUCCCUCGUCACCGAGAUCUUCAUAAUGAGCGAGGCAGUUACAACUAUGCCCUGGAGCUGAAGACUGAGUCCGUUGAGGGACUUUGGGUUCAAGAUCAUGGUAUGGAAAGACCUGUUGUUGGCGGGACCCAUGCUCAGGACUACCAGUACAAGGAUGCCGAUGGCCGGGUUCAUGAGGGCUGUGUGGUGAAGAUUGAUGAGAAGCCGGCGGUGUUUGAUCCGUUGGUUCACCAUGCCUUUGUGGAUGAAGGAGGCAUGAGGUGGUUUCUUUCAGCGUAUACUCCCCAGGGCGCCUACAAGCUGGGUGAAAAGGACCAACAGUAUUUGUCUUCUCUCAAGUUUCCCCUUGCCAAUGAAGGUCGUGAUGAUGUUGGCUCUGACGGGGCGCUGGAAACCAGACCGGCACUAAAGGCGGUGACCUUCCCUUCCCCAACGACGUGGAGCCGAGCUCACGGUGUUGAAGGUGAUGAUGUGGAAGCUGCUACUGUUGGAGAGUGCGAAGCUACUUUGUGGGAUUGGGCUUUGUAUGUUGAAGACGACUUGGUUGAGGAGGAGGCGGAUGCUGUGAUGUGGGGUCCUACGAGGCUGAAGAGAGUGUGCAGUUCCGAUGAUCCGGGUUUAGAGACCGAGGGUCUGUUGAGAACUUUGGAGUUGCUGUCUGAUGAGGAGAUUGAUGGAAGGCUCCAAAUGGAUUUGGCGCAGAGCGCCGAACAUUGUGCGGCAUUCGGGCUGCACGACCAGCCCCGCUUGGCAAAGCUUGAGCCUGAGUAUGUGGAGGACAUCGAGGGGAUCAUCAAGAAUGCAGUCGACACCCGGACGCCGCUGCGACACACGUAUAAUGUGAGCCCUCAAGAUGCCAAGAAGGAGAUUGACAAGUGGAAGCCAGCUAUCGCUAAGGAGGUCGGGGUGAUUGAGAAAGGGUUUGUCAGGAUUCAUGCGAAUGACAUUCCAAGCCUCAAGGCCAAGUAUGCGGUUCAGGAGCUCCCCUCUAAGCUGGUGUACACCGUGAAGCCCCCGGCCGAGGACACAGGUGAUGGUUCAGAAGCGUCCUGCUGUAAGCGAAAGGCUCGUAUAGUGUGUUGCGGAAACUAUGCUGAUGAGGAACAGAACGAUCUGUUCGCUGGUGGUGCCGCAGCUGAGAGCCUUCGCUGCUCAUUGACAUAUGCUGUUCACCGCCGAUGGCGCUCGGGCAUCGUUGAUAUCACAGGAGCGUUUAUGUUGACUCCGCUGGAGCGGAGAGAGGGCCAGACAGUCUACAUCAUAAGGCCCCCGGCGGUGUUGAUCCAGCUGGGAUUGGCGGAACCCCACGAGCGGUGGAUGUUGACGCAUGGAAUGUACGGCCUACGACAGUCGCCCAAGUUGUGGGCAUCCUACCGUGAUGGCUCUCUUUCGAGCCUGGAGAUUGAGGCGGAGGAGAAGAUUUGGACCCUGAAACAGGGUCAGGCCGAGCCAAACCUUUGGCUGGUCUAUGAAGUGGGUUCGCCUGUGGAUGCCUCUCCCGAGGCACUCGUCCUUGUCUAUGUGGACGAUAUUUUGAUUGCUGGACCUCUGUGGCUCCUCCGUGCGAUUGCUGGUGCUAUUGGCCGUAAAUGGAAGAUUUCUGAGCUGGAUGUUUUGUCAGCAGAACACAACAUACGGUUUCUUGGAUGUGAGAUUGUUACCAAUGAACCAAUGACGGCCAUCUUUGUGCACCAGCAACCCUAUAUCGAGGAGAUCCUUCGGCUCCACGAGAUCUCUCCCGCAGAGCAGUCGUUGAUCCAGGCUCCGCGCGAGACCGUGACCUUUGAAGCCUUUGAGGAUCGGAUGAACAGAUCCGACAAGCUCAGCGGAUCUGCGGUGAGCUACUUUGGUUGGCUCAGCGAAGCCGCCCGGACUUGA
Symbiodinium sp. CCMP2592 is the source of this 6684-nucleotide messenger RNA. The record is from the annotation of a GenBank genome assembly. Lineage: Eukaryota; Dinophyceae; Suessiales; Symbiodiniaceae.